CAGCGUGGAGGUGGAGGUGGCGGCGACGCUGAAAUGCUGCGGAGCCCGCGCGCGAGUGCUCAGCACGCAGGAGUUUGCGGCGGACCCGCAGCCAGAGCUCUGCGGAGUAAGGAGCGUCUGCGGGCGGCGUGCAUGUGCCGGGAAGGCCGGCCCCGGGCUCUGCGCUAGGCGAGAGCCUUGCCCUCCCGCCGAGGACCUGGCGAGGUCAGGAUUUCCGAUGCUUGCCAGGUUUCCGCUGACUGCCGGAAUUGGAGAUCACUCCACAUGGAUCCCCCAAGCCAGCAUGGCAGCCACACUUCCCUAGUGGUGAUUCAGCCACCGGCUCUGGAAGGCCGGCAGAGGUUAGACUAUGACCGGGACACUCAGCCUGCUGCGAUUCUGUCCCUAGACCAGAUCAAGGCCAUCAGAGGCAGCAACGAAUACACAGAAGGACCUUCAGUCGUGAGAAGACCAGCUCCUCGCACUGCACCAAGACCCGAAAAGCAGGAAAGGACUCAUGAAAUCAUACCAGCCAAUGUGAAUAACAGCUACGAGCACCGACCUGCCAGCCACUCCGGCAAUGCCAGGGGCUCGGUGUUGAGCAGGUCAACCAGCACCGGAAGCGCGGCCAGUUCAGGGAGCGGCAGCAGCGCCUCUUCUGAGCAGGGCCUCUUGGGAAGGUCUCCGCCCACCAGGCCCAUCCCCGGUCAUAGGUCAGAUAGGGUCAUCCGGACCCAACCCAAGCAGCUGCUUGUGGAGGACUUGAAGGGUUCAUUGAAAGAGGACCCCACCCAGCACAAAUUCAUUUGCGAACAGUGUGGCAAGUGCAAGUGUGGAGAGUGUACAGCCCCCCGGACUCUGCCCUCCUGCCUGGCCUGCGACCGGCAGUGCCUCUGCUCCGCGGAGAGCAUGGUGGAGUACGGGACCUGCAUGUGCCUGGUCAAGGGCAUUUUCUACCACUGCUCCAAUGAUGACGACGGGGGCUCUUACUCGGAUAACCCAUGCUCCUGUUCGCAGUCGCACUGCUGCUUCAGAUACCUGUGCAUGGGAGCCCUGUCUUUAUGCCUCCCCUGCUUACUCUGCUACCCUCCCGCCAAGGGCUGCCUGAAGCUGUGCAGGGGUUGUUACGACUGGACCCACCGCCCUGGCUGCAGGUGUAGAAACUCCAACACUGUCUAUUGUAAGCUGGAGAGCUGCCCCUCCAGGGCUCAGGGCAAGCCGUCAUGAUUUCUGGAGGUGGCGUAGACCUCCGGCGUGUCUGACUUCCGAACUGUGGCUGUUAAGAAACGUGGUAUUUCUUCUCGAGUCGCUCCUGUCUCUGUAGGAGUGGACGGUGAAACUGCGCCCAGCUUGCUCUCACCCCACUUCAAGGGUGCUGGGAGCUGGGGGGUACCUGUGGAGCGCUGGUGUGAAGCCAGCUUUCCAGCUGUGUCCAGCGAGGAUGCAUGCACGCCCGGACUCGGC
Myodes glareolus (Bank vole) is the source of this 1443-nucleotide messenger RNA. RefSeq names its product sprouty RTK signaling antagonist 1 (gene Spry1). Gene Ontology annotation, cellular component: membrane; cytosol. The record is from RefSeq and is a predicted model, not a curated record. Gene Ontology annotation, biological process: negative regulation of Ras protein signal transduction; animal organ development; multicellular organism development. Lineage: Eukaryota; Metazoa; Chordata; Mammalia; Rodentia; Cricetidae.